AUGGAGAAUUACAAUGUACUUGCAACUAUGGCUGGAAAUUCCUCGGAUUGUACAAAUAUAUUAAGUAGUGCGGAUAAUGUAAUUGGACGUGCAUGCGGGGGAGUAGUUAAUAAUGGCAUCCAUUGUGCACCAGAAUUAGCCCGUAGCUAUAUUGAUCACUGGUUUGAGAAGUGUGGGCGUUUACUUGGGGUGUCUACACCGUAUGUUUUUGAGGGGUGUCUUAUUAUGGCUGGAUGGGAUGUAAAAGAUGUUGCUUAUGUUUAUGAUGUUCAACGUUCUGAAGUGAGUUACAUAACCAGACCAAAAGAGUACGGUGGAUUUGUGAAUGAAAGCGGUCGUGAAACGGUUCUGGAAUACUUCCGCACUUGCAAGAAAGUAGUCCAGAGUUCAAGUGAAUUGUUAAAACAUGUGAUAAGGGCUUUAAUAUGUGCAACCCUUUUUGAUCAAAAUAGCGGUGGAUAUCUUUGCGUGUUUGAGGUUAAAAAAAAGGAUGUUAAAGUGGUAUAUCAUCAAACGGUUUUGAGAGCGCUUUCUGAAUAUUACAAUGACAUGGUGGCAAUCACAAUGGCUGAAGCAGUUGGAAAGCCAGAAAUGACAGUGGCUGAUGAAGCGAAUAAUCCAUCCUAG
Prunus armeniaca (apricot) is the source of this 627-nucleotide messenger RNA. NCBI's taxonomy places the organism in Eukaryota, Viridiplantae, Streptophyta, Magnoliopsida, Rosales, Rosaceae. The record is from the annotation of a GenBank genome assembly.